This is a messenger RNA of Closterium sp. NIES-67, 2458 nucleotides long. The record is from the annotation of a GenBank genome assembly. NCBI's taxonomy places the organism in Eukaryota, Viridiplantae, Streptophyta, Zygnematophyceae, Desmidiales, Closteriaceae.
GCCAGGGAUUCAGAAGCCGGUCCUCACCUGCUUGUCUUGCUAACCCAUUCACAGCAGAAACUCCCUCUGGUGACCAUGGCAAACGUCACCGUAUGCGUUAGGUUCAGGCCCCAGAACAAGAUUGAGCUUCAGGAAGGCGGGUUGAUCUGCGUGGAGAAGAACUGCGACCAGUCCUUCUACCUCAAGGCACGACGCUGACGUCGUAGUUUGCUCGUUCGCCUCUUCUCACGGCAAGCGCCUAAGGUCAUUGUGUUGCAGGAUGAGAAGGACGAGAAGACGCUUUUCAUGUUCGACAGGACCUUCUUCCAAGACUCGACCCAGCAGGAAGUCUUUAGCUACGUCGCGCUGCCCGUCGUGCAAGAUGCUAUGUCGGCGAUCAACGGCACGGUGCUCGCCUAUGGUCAGGUAUGAUCGGAUCAGCUUCGCGAUGAACGAUUCGUCGUGCUAACCGCCAUCACUUAUUGCAGACUGGUGCAGGCAAGACACACACAAUGGAGGUGAGCACAACUUGCGUCUCCGCAUCACUCUGAUGCCCACGGCGAGUCUGAAGGUAAUCUUUUGUUAUGCAGGGACCGAAUAUGCUCAUUGACGAUCCCGAGAGUUCGGGGAUCCUCCCACGUGUCGCAAAGGAGAUCUUCGUCAAAAUAAAUGCGACUGAGGCCCCCAACGAGUACAAAGUCGCGUUAUCUGUGGUAAAGUUUUAGAACAAUUGUCGAUUUUGGACUCAGACCCUGACCUAAGCUAACAGGCCGUUUGGACAGGUUGAGAUUUACAUGGAGCGAAUCAGGUAAUCCAAUCGCACUUUCUCUGGGCCUUACGGACCUAUUUAUACCUCUUACAAGAUUAUGCCGUGAACACAUCUGUGUCGGGAUAGCAUCCCUCAUGGACCGCCAUCCUAGCAGGGACCUGUACGAUGUGUCCAAGGACAACCUCGUGGUGAAAGAGGAUCAGACGCGAGGGAUAUCCAUCGCUGGUGUCACUGAGAUAUAUGUUGAAGGGGAGAAGGAGAUGCUUCAGCUUCUUGAGGUGGGUUGGGUUGUCACUUGUGUUUCUGUCCUCCGUCAGACUGCUGAAUAUGUAAUUCAUUUCUUUAUUCAGGCUGCAAUCAAGAACCGAGCUGUUGGGGCUACCAGUAAGUGCUUUGCAGGUGCAUGGGGCCUGUUAAAUUUUGUCCUGUUCGGAAAGCGCUUUUUUCCUCACACGAAAUUUUGCCGCAGACAUGAACCAGGGAAGUAGCCGCAGUCACUGCAUGUUCCUACUGACGAUUCAGCGGACCUCUGCCGAUGGCAGCAGGUGUGGCAGUGAGGCAGUUUUCGCAUUUCUGCUGCCCAUUCGUUGUGCUCAUUCGAGAAUCUCCUUGGCAGCUCGCAAGCAGGGAAGAUAUACCUCGUGGAUCUGGCUGGUUCUGAGAAAGUGGACAAGACUGGGGCGGAAGGGAGGCUGCUUGAUGAGGCCAAGAUGAUCAACAAGUCGCUCUCAGCACUGGGGAAUGUCAUCAAUGCGCUCACGUCUGGUGUGGAUCCAAUUCUGCUUCUCAAAUAUCCUGUUUAAUGUGGCAGAAUUGUGGAUGCCCGUGUCUGAGAUUGAGAAUGACUGCAGAUAAGGUUACGCAUAUUCCAUACCGCGACUCCAAGCUUACUCGUAUACUGCAAGAGUCACUGAGCAAAGCAAAUCAAGAACAAGCCUGUUGCCAACAGAGAGGUGGGGCGGGGGGAGCUUCAGCGGCGCUUGCAGGAGUCAGAGAUGGAGUGCGAGUUCCUCAGGCAGCACAUCCAGACCUUGACUCUGGCCAUUCAAAGGCUCCCUGGCGGAGAUGAGGUCUUGAAGGGUGUUGGCGAUCCAAUCAGCGAAAGAACUUCUGGAUCCAGGAACAGCCUCAUGGGAAGCCAUAUGCUAGCUGCCUGCAUUGAUGGCUUGCAUGGCAUUUUGGCCAGUGAGGGCAUGGCGUGGGCGUCUGAGCUACCCACCAUUGAAGACGCGAAUGACAUUCCGAAGCUCCUGACUGGUGCGGUUGAGAAGCACCUUUCAACCCAGUCCAGUGAGGGCGAUGAAGACAAGGACCUGAAGUACCUUGAAGAGGCUCUAAAUGACAUAGCUGGCCGAAUCAAGAAGCUGGAGAACAAGAUUGGACGAUAGCACCGCCUGUCACCACCAUCCGCAGCAGUGGAGUCCCGUCCUGUGCUAGCACAUGCUGCAUGCAGAUUUGGUACAGGCAAUUAAGAUCACACACCACCAGGGCCUCAGAUUGCAGGCUUUUUACCCUGAUUCAGGGUAAAAUCAGGGCUUUUUUGGGGGGUGACCCUGAUGAGACAGGAUUUUUUUAAGACAGAGGCCUGAAAUUUCAGAGUUUUUUUAAGAGUGAACUCUGAUCGAUCAGCGUGCGUAGUGUAGUGUGGCCUGUUUUUCCAGCGUCGUAUCGAAGCCCGACCCUGAUUCUUGUAAUAGCGGAUUCCCAGCC